AUGAAUACAUUAAUAACUUCGGAUGAGGAUAUGGAAUACGAAACUGAAUCUUCUUUAAGAAAACUGAAUGUAUUAAACUCUAAACGUCGUUUCAGUUUUCAAUCAAGCUCUGAAGCUGGAGAUAAUUUUUCUACUGGUUCCUCGGUUACAUCUUUUAAAAGACCCAGCACACCUCAACCAACAAGAGCAAAUGCAUCAAAAGAAUUGUCUAGAGAACGACCUUCAUCAUCUAGAGGAGCUAGGCCAAAUAGUGCCCCUAAGAAGUCUCACAGGCUGACGCAUUCAGCUCCUGUACAACCUCCAAAUAUUCCAACACUUAAAAUGUUAAACAAUCAACCUUUGCCAACAUUUGAUGAUGAGCAAACAAUGUCCUUAAAGAGAGAUGCCAGAGCAAUAGAUGACCUAAAACUAGUUUUGGCAGAGGAACAAACUGAAAAUAUCAGACUUGAAAAAUCCAACGAAGCACUAAGAAAUGAAAUAAUCUCUUUAAAGACUCAAAUUAAGAACUUGAAUUUGGAUUGUGAAACAUUUAGAACAGCCAAUGAAAAUCUAUUGGCAGAAGCUGAGGAAAACAAGAAAAAGUUUGAUAGAAUUCAAAGAAAUUAUAGAAAUAUUCAACAAUUGUACAAAGAAGAAAAGCAAAAGAGAAUUACUAUCGAAGAGAAUAGAGUCGAGCUGCAAAAACAAGUCUCCAAAAUGAGAGUAGCUCUCCACCAACACAAAUCUAAGCUUGAAAUUGACCAUAGAGAGAAAACUCAAACUUUUGAUAUGGUUAAGGAACAACAUGACCAAACUAAGAACGAUAUUAAUGUCCUUUUAGAAUAUAUUUCUGUGAUGGAACAAUAUAAUAUUCAACAGCAAAAACAAUUUGAGGAAUUGUCAACAAUUCUGGAAGGAACCAGACAAGAGGAAGUCAAAGAAAUAACGCAGAGUAUUUUAAGCUCAAGAAGCUCAGUAAGUGAACAAAAUCCAGAAUUAACGGAAAAGGUGAAAAGCAUAUUAGAAACUUACAAUCCAGAAAGAUCUGGAAAGAAAAACAGUAGAAUGAGAGGAAAUCCCAAUGUUAGAAACUUUAAUGAUUUUAGACAUUUGGCACAUUCCAAGGCAAACUGUAGUACUUAUCAUUGGGAAACGUCUUUGAGACAUGGUGGUGAUUCUAAAAAACAGCAAGGCGUUUCGAAUAUGAAUUCUAACGUUUACGUUUCAAGUCCAAAUACCAGUAACAUUAUUCCUAGCUUGGAACCUAGGAGGCUACCACAAGUUGGGCAAAAUAUCACUCCACCUCAACAACCAAUCGUACAACAACCUCGUUUAAAUGCCAUUACAAUCCCUUCCGUCUCUCCAGAGAAACAAAAAAGUUUACAAGGUGAAAAUCCACAACCUGCAAGUGGUAGUUCUAAUAUUUUCAAAAUCAUUGAAGAACAAAGUCAAAAUUUGAUUACUCAGCUCAAAUCUAACGAAUCUUUCAAUAAUAGUUAUGAGGAUAAGGUUGAUUAUCUCACAAGUUUUGAAGAUACACAUACUGACUACUCCACAAAUUACAAUUACAAUCGGUUUGGAGUUAAUGUACUAUCAAGUUCUGAAAAUUUGUUCUCCUUCACACCAACCAAAGAUGAAGAAAUUGCUGUUGUUACAGAUACCCAACCAACUCCCACUAUGGACGUAAUAGAAAUGGACGAACAACCUCCAAUCACAUCAAAUGACGAUCCACUCAAUGCCUCUACCACAUCUUCCAAAGAUAAUUUCUUUUCCAAAUUAUCUCCACAAGAAAUUCAUCACCUCCUUUCAGAAUUAGUGAAACAGCAACAAAUUAUGUCUACCACAACAACUUCUGUUUCAUCUUCAACUCUUGAACAUUCUGCAACCACUAAUACAUCAACAACUCUCCAUAGUCGAAGUGAUUCCAAUACCACCAAUGAUGAUAUGAAAAUUAAGGAAGAGUCUUCCCUUGAACCGUCAACUGAGGAAGAAGUAGAUAUCAAACUGACAAGGGAUAUUCAUUUCCCAUCACCAGAACAAAAUAUACUCAAUACCUCUCCCUACAAGAAUGAAAGAGAAAUGAUUGUCAAACAGAGACUUCACGAAAGAUUAGCACUCGAAAGAAGAAAGAUGGGAGUUGGGUUGGAUAUGUAA
Molecule: messenger RNA, 2133 nt
Organism: Naegleria gruberi
Lineage: Eukaryota; Heterolobosea; Eutetramitea; Acrasida; Naegleriidae
Exons: 1
Coding region: 1-2133 (710 amino acids)
Source: RefSeq, a predicted model, not a curated record